Molecule: messenger RNA, 4391 nt
Organism: Etheostoma spectabile (orangethroat darter)
Lineage: Eukaryota; Metazoa; Chordata; Actinopteri; Perciformes; Percidae
Product: proline-rich transmembrane protein 4
Exons: 4
Coding region: 265-3681 (1138 amino acids)
Source: RefSeq, a predicted model, not a curated record
GAGAGAGAGAGAGAGAGAGAGAGAGAGAGAGAGAGAGAGAGAGAGAGAGACUGGAAACUCAAUCCCACACAGUCAAACCUACACUGGCUCAGAAAGACGGUCUCUCCUGCAGCAGAACACACACACACACACAGCUGGCUGUGGAUUCUCCAUCUUAUUCCAUACAUCUGUAGGCCAUUUUGCCAGAGAAUCAGACAAACCUGCCUCAGGGAGCAGAAGAAUGGAGAACAACAUGUGACCGAUCUGUGCGCCACUGUCGACAGCAUGCUUCGCCUCCUCCGGACCUUGGCUUUCUGCUUCUGGUGUUUUUUGCUACUUCACAGGCGGGCUGUGGCUGAUGAAGAAGCCCUCUGGGGAUCAACGGCAUCAAGCAAAGACCCACCUGAAAAGAAACAAAGCUCUUACUGGUGGACCCCGUCUCUGCCAAAGCUCCCUGCCAUACCCUCACUACCCUUCCAUAUCCCCUUUUACAGGAGCUCGGACAGCAACAACGAGGAUGCUGCAUUGACCACAACCACCAAAGGGCUGACAGAACCAAUCAAUCACCUGCAAGACUACUCAGGUUCAGGAGAAGGAAGCAUUUCAGAAGCCUCUGAAUCACCCACCACUUCGACUCAGGGGCACCUAACCAGCGUGACAAAGAUAAGAACAGAAUCACUUCCAAAAGGGACAUCAGAAUCUCCACACAGCAGCAUAGCACAGAGCGACAAUGGUACUCUUGUUCCAGACUCCUACUCUCCCACAAGCAGUUUUAUCAGAAACACUCUGUUCACUAACAGUCCCACCAGCACAAACACUCCUGAACACAGUGCAACACACACCAACCCACCGAGGGGCACGGGACGAGCGGCCGGAACCAGCAUUGGCGCCACUACACAACACCUGCCAAAGGAACACACUGAUAAAAAGGAGGUUGGAGAUUUCACAGAAAAGAUCUCUUUGACGAUAGCAUCAGAAACCACAGUUCCCACUGCCUUGACAUGGGCAGCAGCCCAAAUCACAACAACCCCAGGACUUGUGGAGGCCACACUGACCAGCAGACACCCUCUGGGGUCUGUAACUCCACCUACGUCCUCAGAAACCAUGUUUGUCAGAAAACCACAACACUCUACUGUCAGUGUUACCCUCCAUGCUGGAGAGGCCACAAUGACGGAAACAACCCCAGGACUUGUGGAGGCCACAUUGACCAGCAGACACCCUCUGGGGUCUGUAACUCCACCUACGUCCUCAGAAACCAUGUUUGUCAGAAAACCACAACACUCUACUGUCAGUGUUACCCUCCAUGCUGGAGGGGCCACAAUGACGGAAACUCACCCCACUCAGAGUAAGGCUGACCUGGGCUUCUCCGAGGCCAGGUCAAUGCCUGGGGAGGAACAGCCGGGGGUAAUCACCACUGCCAUGGGGAUCAAUCACAAACUGGUGAUGGAAUCCAUAACAAGCACAACUCAGAUCCAAAGGGUUAACAUCUCAAUAGCAGGAGAGCUGCCGGGCAAAGAGGAUAAGGACGAUGAAGAAGGUGUGGUUCCUUCAGCUGACUGGGACGGUGACACCAAGUUGGAAGACAAUUCCACACCAUCCAAUAAGCUGCUAACAACAUCUACACCACAGAGCACAGAAACUCCACAUUUUCCUCUGUACACUGAAGACUGGAUGUCCAACCCGGUGGACAGCAACGCCACCUUCCUUCCAGACUGCAAUAAAGAGCGCUCCGGGAUCUGCAACCUCUCCGACACCUGGGACGCAACAACCUCCUCGGAGGUCAAGCACACACAAAAUAUCACUGCCAUGAACCAAUCAGUCAACCCCCUCCUGAUCCCUGCUCCGCUCAUGUUGGUGCCGCUGUACACCGACUGGAACAGCGCCAUGGCAGCUUGGGGCCUGGCCUGGGAGGCGCAUGUAUACGGGGCUGGUUGUGUCUUUGCGAUGCUCACGCUAGCAUCAGCACUAAAUCUGCUCUGCUUGCCACUACGAUGUCCAUCCGGAUGUGGAUACUUUGCCCUGGUCAGCCUGUUCCUAUUAGCCGCUGGUUGCACCAGAUCUUUCUCCCUCCUGUACGAUGCCUACGGCCACCAGGACCGUUUGCCCUCCACAGAGGCCUCACUGAUACUCUACGAAGCACCGUUUCCCUGCUUGACUGCAGCUUUUGGUCUGGUUUUCCUUCUCCUCUCAAUGCGCUCAAGAAUGCAGCUCUCCUACUCAGCUUUCCAGAGACCCUGUUUCCUUGCCUGCCUGGUAGUCCUCCACUUUGGUGCCGCAUUCGGACCGGUGACAUUACUGAAGUUCUACCAGCAAAAGCCUCCCCUUUGCCUCUUUCUUUCACUCAUCUCACGUGGAGCCUUUGUAGCACUAGCCACAUUUCUGUCCGCUGCCUAUUUUGUGUUCUACAUCUACGUGCGGGCAGAUUCGAAGCACAUCUACCACCUGAAUAACACGUCUCCAACACCUGCUGAGCGCUACAACCGAUGCCCCUUUGCUGAGAGCCGGGACUGGAACCGUGCAGCUGUAACCGUCUGUAUUUCAGCAUUGUUUUGUUUAGCAUGUGCAGGACUGCAGUUAUAUGCAAUGCUCAAUGCUAUGGGUGUUGCAGGUGGAGAGGAGGUCUUCCAUCCUUGGCCCUGGUGGGCUUUUCAGUUUAGCUGCAGACUGUGUGAGCUUGGGGUUUGUCUCACUUUAGCCUUGGUGGUCGCACAACCAGUCUACUGUUCUGACCAUCUACCAGCUGCAGGGAGCUGCUGGACUGAACUGUUGGCAUCCAAGUCCCCCAUCCUGCCUGGGAGCUACCAGUGGUCCCUGAGCCAGCAGGAGAAGCUUGCAAUUGUUGAUACCAUUGGGCUUGGAGAGACAGAGAACCUUCCUCUUUACACUCUGGUGGAUGACAGGCUUGGCAGCAGUCUGAACGGAUUGGACCUCCUCUACCACAGCAACCGGGCCUUGGCAUACCGAGACCUGGACUUGGAUUUGGACUUACAUGGUUCAGGAAAACCUGAGGAUGGAGGAGCCAGAGAGCCCUCAGGUGGAUCCUCGUUUACCAGUGACUCCACCACAGAUCUGCGGCCACCUUCACCCAUCAACCUGCGUCGCAGCAUAGACGAAGCACUCUUCAGUGAGGCACUCUUUCCCAUGAGCCUCUUUAGCCCUGCUAGACCUUUUUGCUGCAGAGAUCUAUCGAUUAACAACCACUGUGCAUUUCCAAGCAAUGGCCUCUGUGAUCCUCUCUCAAUGGACCCUGGCCUAUAUCGGACCUCUUCCUGCGUGGAGAUGGCGUCUCAACCCCAGCUCUCUUGUGCCCAAACUCAAGGAGACACUAUUGUAGGUGCUCCACCAUCUCCCUCCCUGUCCUCUUCCUCCAGCUGUUCAUCUCGUGAAGGUUGGAGGGGCAGCUCUUCCUCCUGUUCCCUCUACCGAGAAUCUUUCGGAGGCUCGUCACUGGUCCUCUGUCCGAGCCCGGAGAGACAUGCGCAGCAGCUUCUCCAGCAAGGGGGUAUUGGCCAUGUGGCGUCCUCUGGCCACCAGGGCCAUGCUGACCCACAGAGGCAGUAUAAUACGCUGGGCGCAGCCUCACAGGAGAGCCUGGACCUGGACAUGUCGUCUGAGGCAGACCGAUCCGUGCAGGAGGAGUUCAUUACGGUUUGCAGACAAAUCGAUGCUUUGAGCAUCUGCAGCGAGACUAUUGAUUUAUAAAGGACAGUCUGGUCAAAUAAGGGUUACACAAAGGACUUAUUAAGAAGGAUGUCAGGCUGACUGUCAAGCAUUUUUACAGCCUAUUUGAUAGUGCAUGGUAGCUUUUGCAUACACCAUGAAAGACCUAUAGCUUGCAAAAUAGUUUUUGGAGCUUUGUAAUAUGGUCAUUAGUGAAUGUCAAUGAGGGUCUAAGUGCCAAGAAUGUCAAAAGCCAAAUGGUAAUUUGUAUCUUUUACAUGUUUGAUAAAGGCUAGUGAAGUUUGACACAGUCAAAAGAAUAGUAACAUUUUGCUGUGUGGAGAUAACAAGAAUUUGUACAAAUGUUUUUUAUUGCAUUUCUACAUUCCAAUAGAUAGUACUGUGACUAAAGUUAAGCACUUAUUAAAUACUACUGAGGUCUUAUGCUUUCAAAUUCAACAGAAUAUCACUGUCAUUAAAUCUCAUGUUAAUAAACAAAUGAGAUUCAAAUUAAGUUUGUCGAACUAUAAACUCUCCAUACCAAUAUGCAAGACAUCUUAUUUGCAGUUCUGGUGCAAAAGUGCCCUCUACUGGUAAAACACACACUAUGUUGCAUUAUCCUCCUACAUUUAUCACCAAUGAACUGUGCUUCAACAUACACUGACGGCAUAUUCUAUAACCGGUCUAAUUUAUUUAUGUUCAGAUAUAACUGUGCUCAACAUACAGUUUAAUAAAGUGUGUUUUAUAACAAA